AUGUCAGGUUUGUAUAAUCAGAAUUUCUCUCAUGCCAGAGCUGCUUCUCCUCAGAUUAGAACCAACUCAGAAGUUGACAGUCAGUAUCUAUCAGAGUUGCUGGCAGAACAUCAGAAGCUUGGACCUUUUCUGCAAGUGCUUCCUAUAUGCAGUCGUCUUUUGAAUCAAGAAAUAUUGAGAGUUUCUGGAAUGUUGUCCAACCAAGGUUUUGGUGACUUUGAUAGACAUCAGCAUAGAAGUCCUAGUCCUAUGGCUUCUUCAAACCUCAUGUCUAAUGUCUCUGCGACAGGAAUUGGUGCAUGGAAUAAUCUUCAGCAGGAGAGAUUAAUUGGACCCCCUGGAACGAAUAUGGACUGGCAAAGUGCACCUGCAAGUCCUAGUUCAUUCACUGUGAAGAGAAUAUUGCGCCUGGAAAUUCCGGUAGAUACAUUCCCCAAUUUUAAUUUUGUUGGAAGACUUCUGGGACCACGAGGCAAUUCUUUGAAACGGGUAGAAGCUACUACUGGUUGCCGUGUGUAUAUUAGAGGAAAAGGAUCGAUAAAAGAUCCCGACAAGGAAGAAAAGUUACGAGGAAGACCAGGCUAUGAGCAUCUCAAUGAACCUCUACACAUAUUGAUUGAGGCUGAUUUACCUGCUAAUGUUGUUGACUUAAGGCUCAGACAGGCUCAGGAAAUCAUAGAAGAAUUACUCAAACCUGUGGAUGAGUCAGAAGACUUUAUUAAGAGGCAGCAGUUGCGCGAAUUAGCUCUUCUGAAUUCAAAUUUCAGAGAAGAGAGUCCAGGGCCAAGUGGCAGUGUGUCCCCAUUCAACUCAAGUGGAAUGAAACGUGCAAAACCGGGUCGCUGA
Molecule: messenger RNA, 846 nt
Organism: Lathyrus sativus (Indian pea)
Lineage: Eukaryota; Viridiplantae; Streptophyta; Magnoliopsida; Fabales; Fabaceae
Source: the annotation of a GenBank genome assembly